This is a messenger RNA of Paramormyrops kingsleyae, 3603 nucleotides long. It is a transcript of the gene lman2la, whose product is annotated as lectin, mannose-binding 2-like a. Gene Ontology annotation, biological process: endoplasmic reticulum to Golgi vesicle-mediated transport. NCBI's taxonomy places the organism in Eukaryota, Metazoa, Chordata, Actinopteri, Osteoglossiformes, Mormyridae. The record is from RefSeq and is a predicted model, not a curated record. Gene Ontology annotation, cellular component: endoplasmic reticulum membrane; COPII-coated ER to Golgi transport vesicle; endoplasmic reticulum-Golgi intermediate compartment. Gene Ontology annotation, molecular function: D-mannose binding.
GGACGUCGAGGGGAGUGUCUUAAAACUGAAGGAGUAUAAUGGCCGCCACCAUGUUAGAAAAAAAAAUAGCUUUUGACAGUAGUUGGAACUCGUUCUUGCAUUUUAGUUUCCAUCGAAACAUGACAAAUAAAAUGCACUGGAUCAUUCUAUUGCUGCUUGCAAUUUCAAGAAAAUGCUGGUGUGAAGAUGGUCAUGAAAUGGAAGAGUUUCUGAAGAGGGAGUACUCGCUGUCCAAGCCGUACCAAGGAAUCGGCUCCUCCAGCUCAUCCCACUGGGAACUGAUGGGUGACGCCAUGAUAACUACGGACCACGUGCGGCUGACGCCUGACAUGCAGAGCAAGCAGGGGGCAGUGUGGAGCCGCAUUCCCUGCUUCCUGCGGGACUGGGAGCUGCAGGUGCACUUCAAGAUCCAUGGCCAGGGCAAGAAGAACCUGAAUGGCGAUGGGCUGGCGGUGUGGUACAGCAAGGAGCGCAUGCAGACGGGCCCGGUGUUUGGAAAUCAGGACAUGUUCACUGGCCUGGGAGUGUUUGUGGACACCUACCCAAAUGAGGAGAAGCACCUGGAGGCGCAGAAGAGGAGGUAUACCCCUCGCACACAGAGGAUCUUUCCCUAUGUGCUGGCCAUGGUGGGCAACGGGAGCCUGACCUAUGACCACGAGCGGGACGGCCGGCCCACCGAGCUGGGGGGCUGCACUGCUGUGGUGCGAAACCUGCAGCACGACACCUUCCUCUUCAUCAGAUACGUACGGCGCCGGCUGACGGUCAUGAUCGAUGUCGACGGGCAGCACGAAUGGAAGGACUGCCUGGACAUCCCGGGGGUGCAUCUGCCGCAGGGAUACUACUUUGGGGCGUCUGCCAUCACCGGGGACCUGUCAGAUAACCAUGACUUGAUAUCCAUGAAGCUGUACCAGUUGACCGUGUUGCGCAGCAAGGAGGAGGAAGAGCAGGCGGCGAAAGAUGACGAGAUCACGAUUCCCAGUGUGGACAAUAUAGAGCUGCUCCAGGGGGAUGUCGUGGAGGGAAAAAUGAGUGGGGUAGCACUCUUCUUCACCGUGCUCUUCUCCCUGUUGGGCUGCAUCGUGCUGGUGAUCAUCGGCCUCGCCCUCUACAGCCACUGGAGCGAAAACAGCCGCAAGCGUUUCUACUGAGUGGGGAUUGUGGGGGGGAGGGGGGGGGGCUAUAGCGGUCUCCGGAGAUCAAAGAUAAAACUGAGAUGGGCUCACUUCCAACCUCCACCGUCGCCCUACCCCCUGGGACAGGACAGCAGGUUACUGGCCUCGGUAAUAAAGGAGAGCUCCUUCAUCUCAGCAUCACUUCCUCUGCCCCGCCCCCCCACCCCAAACCCAACCCCAAACCCAACCCCUUCCUCUGCCCCUGCUUAUGCUAUAUCUGAAACUGGAGCAGCAGAAAGACCAAACCAGGUCCGCCAGAUGGUUCUUUUCAAUCCACCCUGCCAAAAAACAGAGUAAGUCCUCCGCUAACCCCCAAAACAAACAGACCCAAAUGAUUGUUCUGCCCUAAUGUUGUAAGGUUUGGGGCAUAGUGUGUGUGUGUGUAUGUGUGUGUGUACGGUUGCGUGUUUGUGUGUUAGUUUACACUGGUGCCACACAGGAUACCAUCAUCCUUAUUUUAAAUUUUUGUUUGUGUCUAGCAGAGGAGUGUUUUUAUUUCUGAUCGAUUUCUCUUUAAACCCCGCUACGUUCCCUGUAUGAGUUUUUCGCCUCAGUGUUUGAACUGACAUGUCGUGCUGAAAAUCGCCUCCAAUGUCUGGCGCUGCAGUUUCCUUAAAGCCGCAUACUGGAUUUAAGUUCUUGCAAUCCACACCAAACCUCGUGGGCACUGAGUGCAGACCGUGUUUCCCCCCCCAAGUUAGUGUGAACAGUUAAGACACAGGAGAAUCAGUGCUCAAUGCUGACUACAACCGCCCCCUCCCCCCAAAAGCUAUAUGAUUUUACAUGACUGCCUUGUGUAAUUUCUCUGGAUCUCUAUGUUGUGUAGUUGCGCAUGAAGAUGUAUAUCUUUGAAACCACUGUUGCGUUUACCGCAUGUGUCACAGCUCUGGGAUUGGAGAAGUCAGGUGCGUGUAGUUUUUUUUCUUUUUCUUUUUCUUAAUCAUGACUGUGAUGCUGGAGAGACUUGAGUGGAAAGGCAGAUCUGACACAAUUCCCUAGCAGCUCUCUUAGCUGUGACACAAGGCAGAUUUCAGAGUGGAAGGUGUUCUGUGAACUGCCACUGAAAUCAUUUCCAUGCCCAGUUUGGAGACGUCCACGCUAAUGCAGCACAUAUGGUCUUGUGUGUGAGACUAAUGGUAUAGAAACUCAGAAGUAUAGGCUGUGGCUUUAACGGCACUUCUCUCCAAUCAGAUAAUGUUAUGAUAAAUUGCCGUUCUCAGCAUCCUAUUAUUAUUAUUAUUAUUAUUAUUAUUAUUAUUAUUAUUAUUAUUUUCUUCCCUAAGGUGCCUCUUAGUUUGCAUUGUGGUGGAGGUUUUCCCUUCUGGUAGAUGCUGGUACCAGGCUGUGUUUGUACAUUUUUUAUUUUUUUUUUAACCAGCCUGGUUACACCUUGCUAAACUUGCUACCCUGAGUUCUCUGCUGUUGUGCAUCUCAGUGCACUCAGAAAUCUGGAGCCGUGGAACAUCAAAUUGGUGUAGCUCAAUACUCGGUUAAUUUUAGAUCUGGGCCUAGAUGAAUUGGUGUUUACAUUUAGCGUUCGCUUCGUGCCGGGUCUCGCUUGGAGGUCCAGUCCGGGAGCUCCUGAUUUACGUAAACCUUCGGACAGCAUACAGCAGUUGUCUUGCUCGCUGCUGUCGGGUCAUUGUUACGUGUACGGUUAGGAACAGGGCAGCCCUUCAGUGAAGAACACCGUGUUCCACCCCUUGAGCUCACAGAAAGCCCCGGGAGACCCCAGUGAUCACAUUCACUUGCUCCUGGGAGGGAAGCCCUUCCGGCUUUGGUUACUUAGUCGUGUGUGGGUUUUUUGCCCAGUUAGUUCUGUGAGCACAGUGGUUCUGAAAAAUAAGGUUUAAAUGACACAUAGGGCUAUUACAUAACUCAAUAAGCCUCUCAUACUUAAGACCACUAAAGACCUUCACAGCCUUACUGUUUAGAUUUUCAGACAUUGUGAACCACUCGUGAGCUGUGAUCCUAGCAUGACAGGAGUAGGGAUUGCUUUCCAGACAGUGAAAACAUGCCGUGUUCAGUAAAAUAAUAUGACCACAUUCUCUGCGAGGACCGGCAGGCUUUAAUAUCAUGGGGUUUCUCAGGGGAUAGGGCCGAUGGUUUGAAUGUUCACCCUAAUGCAUAUUGAUUGAUCUGUGUUCAGUAUUUUUCCUCAGCUGUGGAAUUAAGUGUCUUGAAGAAAACUGAGCCUUUUGAAUGCUGUCACCAGCUUAAUGUCUGACCACCAGUGAUCACCUUCUGGAACAAUGUUCAACACUAGCUAGUACAACCUGAAAGAUUUUAUUUCAUGUGCACUGAUUUGUUGUGAAUCUUCCCCAUAUGCUGCAGCACAUUGGAUAUUUGUGGAUCGAGCACAUUUGUACUGUCAGGAGUCUCUUUUUUUUUGUCAUGUUAUUUAAUAAAGGGGAGGGUUUUUAAACAAUAA